UUUCUCCAGUCGGCCUCCAAAGGUCCACCCAUAAAGGAAUAUAAACGCCCCGGCACCACGUAGGCCCGCCGGCUUAUCAAGAGCACAAAGUCCUUUACCCCUGUGUUUAGAGGACAACAACUCCCAUGAUCCUUUGCUUUGUGCUUGCUCCGUUGUUUAGGUUCCCUGUGCUUUGGCCCACAGCUCAGGUCAUAAGUCUGUGAACACAGACGUGUCCCACUGCCCCACCCUGCCUCCGUGUUCAUGUCUUCAUCCUGCCUCUGUUCAUGUCUUCACCCUGCCUCCGUGUUCAUGUCUUCAUCCUGCCUCUGUUCAUGUCUUCACCCUGCCUCUGUUCAUGUCUUCAUCCUGCCUCUGUUCAUGUCUUCACCCUGCCUCUGUUCAUGUCUUCACCCUGCCUCCGUGUUCAUGUCUUCAUCCUGCCUCUGUUCAUGUCUUCACCCUGCCUCCGUGUUGAUGUCUUCACCCCGCCUCUGUUCAUGUCUUCAUCCUGCCUCUGUUCAUGUCUUCACCCUGCCUCUGUUCAUGUCUUCACCCUGCCUCUGUUCAUGUCUUCACCCUACCUCCCUGUUCAUGUCUUCACCCUACCUCUCUGUUCAUGUCUUCAUCCUGCCUCUGUUCAUGUCUUCAUCCUGCCUCUGUUCAUGUCUUCAUCCUGCCUCUGUUCAUGUCUUCAUCCUGCCUCUGUUCAUGUCUUCAUCCUGCCUCUGUUCAUGUUAUCUUCCUGCCGCCCCUGCAUAUUUUUACCGGUUUUAUGGAGUGUUUUCAUGGAAGGCCAGGAGGAGCCUGGCUUGUUUGGCCCCGAUGCCGCACGCAGGGAGCCCUCCACCCCCAUUCGGAGGUCACCCCAGGGUGCCAGGGUCACGCAGAGGUCACCGUCUCCUCCCUCUGGUGUUUGGCUGGAGGCUGCAGCAGCUCUCUCUCGGAGUGCGGUCGGUUGUUCCAGAGCAGGCCCAGAUGUUCCCAGAUGUUCCCUCCCUGGAAGCGGCCCUGGGUCACUCCAGAGAGAAGGAGGGGACUUCCUCUGAGCUACGAGUUCCUCUGGGCCUCCAGCGCAGGGAGAAGAAGGGUUCAGCCUCACAUGGAGAUCAUCCCGGGCGCCCUGUCACUGUUGGUUUAGUGACCAGGCAGAUGAUCAGACCAGUACAGUGGAGGUCAGACCAGUACAGUGGAGGUCAGACCCAGUACAGUGGAGGUCAGAGGUCAGACCCAGUACAGUGGCGGUCAGACCAGUACAGUGGAGGUCAGACCAGUACAGUGGAGGUCAGGCCAGUACAGUGGAGGUCAGACCCAGUACAGUGGAGGUCAGAGGUCAGACCCAGUACAGUGGCGGUCAGACCAGUACAGUGGAGGUCAGACCAGUACAGUGGAGGUCAGACCAGUACAGUGGAGGUCAGACCAGUACAGUGGAGGUCCGACCCAGGCCUGCGUCCUUCCCUCCAGAGGAGCUCUCUGCUGUACCCCAGACCUGUGGGGGCCCAGGGCCGACCCACUGGUUUGUAGGUAGUGCUGCUGCUGGUGCUGCUGGUGUGUGCGUGUAAGGAGGUGGGCGGGGAUGGGGUCACCAUGAGACAGACCCGUGAAACCAUUUUGUUGUGCAAAAAUGUUAAACGCUUUUGAUUUGUCUCCUUCUGCAAGUGCACUUUUUUUUAUUUUAGUUCUGUCAAUAUGCUGUACCUAUAGAAUUGUAUAUUUUAUUUGAACUGUAAUAAAGGUGUUUGAUUGUA
Messenger RNA from Gadus macrocephalus (Pacific cod), 1727 nucleotides. RefSeq lists its product as uncharacterized. The record is from RefSeq and is a predicted model, not a curated record. The transcript is spliced from 2 exons. NCBI's taxonomy places the organism in Eukaryota, Metazoa, Chordata, Actinopteri, Gadiformes, Gadidae. Bases 244 to 1503 code for a protein of 419 amino acids.